This is a messenger RNA of Coregonus clupeaformis (lake whitefish), 1845 nucleotides long. Its product is annotated as calpain-2 catalytic subunit. Gene Ontology annotation, cellular component: cytoplasm. Gene Ontology annotation, molecular function: calcium-dependent cysteine-type endopeptidase activity. NCBI's taxonomy places the organism in Eukaryota, Metazoa, Chordata, Actinopteri, Salmoniformes, Salmonidae. The record is from RefSeq and is a predicted model, not a curated record. Gene Ontology annotation, biological process: proteolysis. The transcript has 12 exons. The annotation marks the transcript as partial.
GAUUUUCGCCCGUUCGGUAUAUGCCUAAAAAGUGUUCAUAUUCACACUAAAUACGUUUGAACUGGUAAACGUUGAGUAGAAGGAACAGAAAUCUGUGUAAAUAUUGUUGUGGAAAAAAAACUCGCACUGACUUUUUGUCAAAAGGCAGAAAGACCACGCCUGAAAAUCCAGGGGCGGAGAAGGAAUUUCUACUUUUUCACCAGUGAAACGCAGCCCAACUAUUUUCACUGUGUCGACGCAGUCAACCACCCGAUCCGAGAGAGAAGGAAGAGGACUUUUACAAUGGCUGGGGUGGCAUCAACGUUGGCCAAGAAGAGGGCUUUGGCCGCAGGAUUUGGCACUAAUGCCAAUGCGUCGAAGUACCUUAACCAGGACUUCAAGUCUCUCAGGAGCGAGUGUCUGAACAGAGGUUCACUCUUCACGGAUUCCACUUUUCCAGCCGAACCUGAGUCCUUGGGAUUCAAUGAGCUUGGGCCAAGAUCUUCCAAAACCAGAGGUGUGCAAUGGAAACGACCUGGGGAGCUGGUGUCCAGCCCAGAGUUCAUCGUUGGUGGCGCCUCAAGAACCGACAUCUGCCAAGGCGGCCUGGGUGACUGCUGGCUCCUGGCAGCCAUCGCCUCUCUGACCCUGAAUGAAGACGUCAUGGCCCGGGUCGUUCCUGCAGGACAAGGCUUUGGACGUGGAGAGUACGCUGGGAUCUUUCACUUCCAGUUCUGGCAGUUUGGUGAGUGGGUGGACGUGGUGAUUGAUGACCGGCUGCCAACGAAGGAUGGAGAGCUGCUGUUCGUCCACUCCGCCGAGGGCUCUGAGUUCUGGAGCGCCCUGCUGGAGAAGGCCUACGCCAAGGUGAAUGGAUGCUAUGAGGCUCUGUCAGGUGGCUCCACCACUGAGGGCUUUGAGGACUUCACAGGAGGGAUAGCAGAGAACUAUGACCUGAAGAAGGCUCCCUCCAACCUGUUCCAGAUCAUCAGGAAAGCCCUGGCCUCUGGAGCUCUGCUGGGCUGCUCCAUCGACAUUACCAGUCAGGCAGACUCAGAGGCCAUCACCAAUCAGAAGCUGGUGAAAGGACACGCCUACUCUCUGACCGGGGCUAUCGAGGUGAACUACCGUGGCCGCAAGGAGAAGCUGGUCAGAGUGCGUAACCCCUGGGGAACAGUGGAGUGGACUGGGGCCUGGAGUGACAACUCCUCUGAGUGGAACAGCGUGGAUGUUUCUGAGCGGGGCAACGUGAAGGCAGACGAUGGAGAGUUCUGGAUGUCCUUCUCUGACUUCAUGACCCACUACCAUCGUCUGGAGAUCUGCACUCUGACCCCUGACACCCUGACCUCCGAUGACAUCAAACACUGGAGUGUGUCCAACUACGACGGGGCCUGGAGGAAAGGAUCGACCGCUGGAGGAUGCAGGAACAAUCCCUACACGUUCUGGAUGAACCCCCAGUUCAAGAUCAAGCUGGAGGAAGAGGAUGACGACCCAGGGGAUGAUGAGGUGGGCUGUAGCUUUGUGGUGGGACUCAUCCAGAAGAACAGGAGACGGAUGAGGAAAGCAGGAGAGGACAUGCACACCAUCGGGUUCGCCAUCUAUGAGGUGCCAGAACAGUUUCACGGCCAGAGGGAGGUCCAUCUGGAUAAGAACUACUUCCUGAGUCACGCCCAGACGGCCCGUUCUGAGACCUUCAUCAACCUGAGAGAGGUCAGCACCCGCUUCAAACUGCCCCCUGGAGAAUACCUCAUCGUACCCUCCACCUUCGAAGCCAACCUGAACGCUGACUUCUGCCUUAGAGUGUUCUCCGAGAAACAGGCCGAGACACUGCCUUGUGACGACCCGGUUAAGGCAGAACUAGACGAU